AUCGUGCAUGUUGUUUUCCAUUCGUCUGGCACGCGUUGCACGUGCUGUGCUGUUGAAAUCGUAAUAUUUUCGUGAAAAUCUGUUAUUGUGCCACCAAAAAAUGGUAGCCACCGUCGAUCACACAAUGUCCGACGACGAAUCCGAUCGCGUGGAUCCGAUAGCCCAUCAGAAACUGCUGGCCGGAAUCAAUAGCAUCGUUCGGACGCAAGAUGUCCAGAAGGUGUCCCGCACCGAGCCGAUCAAUAGGAAGUCGGAGUUCCACCUGGUCAAGGCGCAGUUCAGCGAGAAUGACAGUGCCAAACCGAAAGCGGCAGUCAAGUUGGACGAUCUGCUGGGAAUUCUGAAGAAAUCCGGUAAGAAAACGACCCUAGGGAAGGAGUUAGUUCAGGUUAAAGACAAGAAGAAAACAUUACGAAAGCCGCUGGAGAAACCGGUGGCGGAUCGAAUUGAGCGGGAUACUCUGUACGGGAAAACGCAGAAAAACUUGGAUCUGUGGGAACCGGUGGUGACGGCAGGCGAUGCUGCACCCCAAACGGUUUUUCCGUUGCAGUACGGAAAGGUUGAUCUGGCAAAUGAAGCACCGCAGAAGCUGUCUCAAUACCGGGUCAAAUCGGAUCUAAUGAAGGCGAUGGAAGAGCUGGAUAGCAAGUACCAGAAAGAGGAGGUGGAGGAAGUGGAGCAAGAUCAGUACGCACUGACGCUGGAGGAGUUGAGGCAGAAGCGGAAGGAAGCUGCCCGGCAGAAGAUGAGGGAGGCGUACAAGAUUUCGAAAGGUAGAAGGAUGAAUAAGAUCAAGAGCAAAAAGUUUCACAAACUGAUGAAGCGAGAGAAGAUUCGGAAUCAGAUCAAACAGUUUGAGGAGCUGCAGAAGACGGAUCCGGAGGCGGCGUUGAAGCAGUUGGAGUUGAUCGAGAAGCAGAGAUAUCAAGAGAGAGCCUCAUUGAGACAUAAGAAUACCGGAUCGUGGGCGAAGAAUAUGCAGAUUAGGGCAAAGUACGACAUGAAUGUGAGGCAGGAAAUUGAAGAACAGUUGUCGAUAGGGAAGGAACUGAUGGCGAAGCGGUUGGCAGAAGACGAGUCUUCCGAGUCUGGGGAGGAAGAAGUGGUGGAACCGGAUGAUGAUGAUGAGGAUAACCCUUGGGUCAGGAAGAAGGGAGAUCACGAGGAGGAAGGGAAUCGAGAGUUUACCAGUGGCUAUCGCAAGUACUGGGAGCAGAGAAAUAAGGUGGAGGAGAUUAAAAAACAAAUUCAGGAUGAGGAAAUAGAAGUGCGGUCAGAGCACGACGAAAGAGAAGCAGAGGAAGGAGAGGAUUCUGAAGACGAACGCCAGCUGGAAAUGUUCAAGAAAAAGGUCAUAAAAUCGAAGGCAAUUUCAACUUCUGCUUGGGAAGAGGAAGACCAGUGCGUUUCCGAAGAGAAGCCAUCGAAAAAGAAGAAGAAAAGUAAUCGCCAGGAACUGAACCUAGAGGAAAUUUUUGAUGAUGCCCAGGAACUUCUUCAGCAAAAGGUGCAGCAAAAACUGGCAAAUGUUCAAAAAUUGUCCGCAGCUCAGAAGAUUGUAUUAAGGCGCCCAAAAAAUAGCCAGAACAAACGGAAAGCCGAGGAUAAAGGCAAAUCCAAUCUAGCAUUCAAAAAGAAGGUUACCCUUGCCGAUGCAGACAUUGCACUGGAUGAGACUGCCGGAAAUCAAAAAGACGACAGUAGAAUUCCGCACAUGGCGAAAUUCUUCACAGAAGACAAGCUACAAGAUUCCGCUACUGCUACAUCAUCGUCGGAAAUCACCAUCAAUCCGAAGCAGUUCGUUCAGAUGAAGCCGAAGCACAUGUUGAAUGCCAUUCCGGAUUUAACCACCGGUGGCGAAUUGUCAGAUGACGAAGAUCCUGAGCACAGUCAAAAGCUCACCAUAGCGGAAGCGUUCGAGGACGACGACAUCGUUGCCGAUUUCGAGCGGGAAAAGCAAGACGAACGCGAUCGAACCAAACCCAAAGAGUUGGUCCUUUUCCUGCCGGGUUGGGGUUCAUGGGGCGGUUCCGGAAUCAACGAGCGAAAAGCGCAGAAAACUCGCCGGAAGAUGUUCAAGGCACCGCCGGUGUUCCCGCGGCGGGACGACAACCAGGACCGGGUCAUCCUCAACGAGGACGCUGUGAGCAAGAAGCUUACCUCGCAUUUGGUCAACGAACUGCCGUUCCCGUUUGUGAGCGUGAAGGAUUACGAAGCCUCGAUGAGGGCACCCCUGGGUAGGACGUUCCUUCCGGAAACGGCCCAUUUGACGUUGGUUGAGCCGCGGGUGGUGACCAAGAUGGGAGCCAUUAUCGAACCGAUGAAGAAGGACAUUUUGCUGCAGGACGUGAAUAAGAGCUUCCAAGUUGGAGGCAAGCAGUACAACAAAGCCGUGAAGAAGUACGAGGAAUUCCUGGAGCAGAAUGAGCUGAGCCAACAGGAGCAAAAGUAGUGCCUGUGUUGUUGAAAGUCUAUUUUCAUUUACGUUUUAUUAUGAUACAUGGAGUAAUAAAGUUCUUAAAAAAUAAUUAACUUA
Molecule: messenger RNA, 2536 nt
Organism: Ochlerotatus camptorhynchus
Lineage: Eukaryota; Metazoa; Arthropoda; Insecta; Diptera; Culicidae
Product: U3 small nucleolar RNA-associated protein 14 homolog A
Exons: 2
Coding region: 101-2452 (783 amino acids)
Biological process (GO): rRNA processing
Cellular component (GO): small-subunit processome; nucleolus
Source: RefSeq, a predicted model, not a curated record